Molecule: messenger RNA, 2370 nt
Organism: Hyaloscypha bicolor E
Lineage: Eukaryota; Fungi; Ascomycota; Leotiomycetes; Helotiales; Hyaloscyphaceae
Exons: 2
Coding region: 97-2370 (757 amino acids)
Biological process (GO): regulation of transcription by RNA polymerase II
Cellular component (GO): transcription regulator complex; PcG protein complex
Molecular function (GO): DNA-binding transcription factor activity, RNA polymerase II-specific; RNA polymerase II cis-regulatory region sequence-specific DNA binding
Source: RefSeq, a predicted model, not a curated record
CCGUCACGGUGCCCCAAUUCUUCCUCCGUGCCCAUCUCGAUCACGAAAUUGAAGCCUUAGUACCAUGGUUAGUUCAGAGCCAUCGAAUUCUUCAUCAUGCCAGAAAGGACGGUAGCCAAGCGAACGCGCUUGGAGGAUGAUGCAGUAUCGCUCACGUCGAUCCAGAGCGAGGAGUACGAUUCGUCUCAAGAUUUUAACGUCGAUGACGUUCUAGCCGAGAAGACUGAGCGUGGCAGGAAAAUGUUCUUGCUAUCUUGGACAGGCUAUCCAGAAGAGAAGUCAACAUGGGCACCGAGAAAGAAUAUUAGCGCUGAGAUAUUGGAGAGUUGGAAGGAAAAGAAGAAGCGACAAGAGAAAAAUAUCGAGAAGCCUUUUGAUAUAGUUGGGUUCGAAGCUAGAUUGAAGAGACUAGCUGCAGAAAAGGAAGACCGCCACAGACGCCGCAAGGCAAAGAGGAGACGAUUGGGAAUGCAGGUUUCAGAAUCUGAGAGUCAAGAGCGGCCAUUCGCUUGCCGCCAUCCCGGCUGUAGGAAGGUAUUUAAACGGAGACCCGACCUAAGAUCUCAUCAAAAGGCACAUUCUAAAGAGCGACCAUUCACUUGUCGCAAGCCAGGCGGGGGGAAGAAAUUUAAACGGAGACCCGACCUAAGAUCUCAUCAAAAGGCACAUUCUAAAGAGCGACCAUUCACUUGUCUUCAUCCCGGCUGUGGGAAGCCAUUUAAACGGAGAACCGACCUAACACAACAUGGACGUGUACAUUCUGAAGAGACACCAUUUCCUUGUCCCAGUUGUCCGAAGAAAUUCAAGUCGUCCACCGCUCUGGCUUCGCAUCGUAAAGAGCGACCAUUCACUUGUCCUCACGACCGCUGUGGGAAGACUUAUAUGCGGUUUGGACAACUAACGAUACAUAUACGUACACAUACUAGAGAGACACCAUUUCCUUGUCCCAGUUGUCCGAAGAAAUUCAAGUCGUCCACCGCUCUGGCUUCGCAUCGAAUUUCGCAUUCUAAAAAGCAACGCUGGGCUUGUCCUCACGAUGGCUGUGGGAAGACUUAUAUGCGGUCUGGACCACUAACGAUACAUAUACGUACACAUACUGGAGAGACACCAUAUCCUUGUCGCUAUUGUCCGAAGAAAUUUAAAGGGUCAGGCGCCCAGAAGAACCAUGAACGUGUACACUCUAAGAAGCGACCAUAUGCUUGUCCAAAGAUCCGCGGACAACACCCGGCGUACAACUGCCUCCACUGUGCAAUGGCAUUCGCUUCGUCCGAUGAGUUAAAGGACCAUGAUUGUUCCGGAUCAAAAGAUUAUAUUUGUUUCGACUGCGGAGCGGCAUUUCCUAAUUCUCGCCCACUAUCGACGCACCAGCGUCGUCAUACAAGAGGCAAGUCACAACAGAAGCAGCCAACCACCUCAGGCAGAAUGCGGCGAGGUGAAUGGUACCGAAAGCUCGAGGAGUAUCUGGGAGGAUGGGAAGGAAGGUGUGCAUUCUGUUCCAUGCACAACUUAAGGGGUACCGGCCAUUCUAUGAAUGGGUGCUUGGAGGAGGGAAUAGAAAGGGUACGGGACAGGUGUACACGUUUACAAAGGGAAUUGCCGAAGAAGGGCUAUCAAGGAUGUCAUCUUUGUUACCUGCCACUGAGAAUCUGUGAUCAUUGGGAAUUUGGGGGAGAUGAGACAGGGUGGAGAGAGAGCGAGAUAGAGGUCUGUCAAUUUUCAGGACUCGUCAACCCCGUGAUUGCGACUCUUUUAGAGCAGAAUGAGGCGGGAAGCAUUAGCACUUUAUUUGAUCUGGUGGAUCUAAGGGACGACUUAAACCAGACAAGCGAAGCCAUAUAUGGAUGGUUAAGACGACGGUGGGGAGAGACUGAAGCGAGUUGGAAUAUCCAGCUCUUUUUCAGAAUCUCAGCUUGUCUUAACGUUAAGAAAACGGCAGACACAACUACAACGCUACCAAACCCUGAUAAUACUCUAUCUGGCGAAGAUGUCAUAGAUCCUUGGCUUUUGGCCUUGGAAGAUGACAAUAGAGGCAUUCGAAACCAAUCCCGAAGACCCUAUGCUGAGGAAUCUAGCUCUAGCAGAACUCGAGGACCUUCACAUGAAGCUGUGCUAUCGUCUGAGGCACAGCAACCAGUCUGCCAACAAUCAAAUCAUCUGAAUACUGUUGUGAGGGACGGAAAAGCUAUGGUGAAGAGAAGGGCGGGGAAGAGACCUGCAUACGAGCCUCUGUGGGAUUUAUCCGGAGAAGUUCCGAUGAACCACGCGGCUAGGGAAGUUGUACGACUGAGAACUCUGACCGCCGAAGAUGAAGAGGAAGAUGAGGGAGGAGACAUUCGGCCCGUAAAGCGUCGGAAGUCGAAUAUGAGGUGA